This is a messenger RNA of Grammomys surdaster, 3796 nucleotides long. It is a transcript of the gene Il17ra, whose product is annotated as interleukin 17 receptor A. The record is from RefSeq and is a predicted model, not a curated record. The coding region runs from base 1 to 2592 and encodes 863 amino acids. The transcript is spliced from 13 exons. Lineage: Eukaryota; Metazoa; Chordata; Mammalia; Rodentia; Muridae. Gene Ontology annotation, molecular function: interleukin-17 receptor activity.
AUGGCGACUCCGCGCCGCUGGCCACGGGUCGCCCCCGGGCCCGCGCUGGGAUGGCUGCUUCUGCUGCUGAGCGCGCUGGCCCCGGGCCGCGCCUCCCCGCGCCUCCUCGACUUCCCGGCCCCGGUCUGCGCGCAGGAGGGGCUGAGCUGCAGAGUUGAGAAGAGCACUUGCCUGGAUGACAGCUGGAUCCACCCUCGAAACCUGACCCCGUCCUCCCCAAAAAACAUCUAUACCAAUCUGAGCAUUUCCUCUACCCGGCAUGGAGAAUUAGUCCCUGUGUUGCAUGUUGAGUGGACCCUGCAGACAGAUGCCAGCAUCCUGUACCUCGAGGGUGCAGAGCUGUCCAUCCUGCAGCUGAGCACCAAUGAGCAGCUGUGUGUCAAGUUCCAGUUUCUGUCCAAGCUGCAGCAUCAUCGGAAGCGGUGGCGGUUUUCCUUCAGCCAUUUUGUGGUAGAUCCUGGCCAGGAGUAUGAAGUGACUGUUCACCACCUGCCCAAGCCCAAUCCCUAUGGGGACCCAAACCACAAGUCUAAGAUCAUCCUUGUGCCUGACUGUGAGGACACCAAGAUGAAGGUGACUACAUCAUGUGUGAGCUCAGGCAGCCUUUGGGAUCCUAACAUCACUGUGCAGACCUUGGACACACAGCAUCUGCAAGUGGACUUCACCCUGUGGAAUGAAUCCACCCCCUACCAGAUCCUGCUGGAAAGUUUUCCGGGCUCAGAGAACCAAAGAUGCUUUGAUAAAACGAAACACAAAUCUGCGCCCAGACAAGAGGAAUUCCACCAGCGAGCCAAUGUCACAUUCCCUGUAAGCAAGUCUACCUGGUGCUGCCGCCACCGCAUUCAGGUCCAGCCUUUCUUCAACAGCUGCCUAAAUGACUGCUUGAGACAUGCUGUGACUGUGCCCUGCCCAGUAAUCUCAGAGGUCCCAGUUCCCAUGCCAGUUACAGACUACAUUCCCCUCUGGGUAUAUGGCCUCAUCACACUCAUCGCCAUUCUGCUGGUGGGCUCUGUCAUCCUGCUGGUCAUCUGCAUGACCUGGAGGCUUGCUGGAGCUGCUGAUCAAGAGAAACAUGGUGAAGACUCCAAAAUCAAUGGUGUCUUGCCGAGAGCAGACCUGACUCCCCCUCCCCUGAAGCCCAGGAAGGUCUGGGUCGUCUACUCAGCCGACCACCCCCUCUAUGUGGAGGUGGUCCUAAAGUUCACCCAGUUCCUGAUCACUGCCUGUGGCACUGAAGUAGCCCUUGACCUCCUGGAAGAGCAAGUUAUCUCUGAGGUGGGGGUCAUGACCUGGGUGAGCCGACAGAAGCAGGAAAUGGUGGAGAACAAUUCCAAAAUCAUCAUCCUGUGUUCCCGAGGCACCCAAGCAAAGUGGAAAGCCAUCUUGGGUUGGGCUGAGCCUGCUGUCCAGCUACGGUGUGACCACUGGAAGCCUGCUGGGGACCUCUUCACAGCAGCCAUGAACAUGAUCCUUCCAGACUUCAAGAGGCCAGCCUGCUUCGGCACCUACAUUGUUUGCUACUUCAGUGGCAUCUGUAAUGAGAGGGAUGUCCCCGACCUCUUCAACAUCACCUCCAGGUACCCACUUAUGGACAAAUUUGAGGAGGUUUACUUCCGGAUCCAGGACCUGGAGAUGUUUGAACCUGGACGGAUGCACCAUGUCAAAGAGCUCACAGGGGAAAAUUACCUGCAGAGCCCUAGUGGCCGGCAGCUCAGGGAGGCUGUGGUUAGGUUCCAGGAGUGGCAAACCCGGUACCCCGAUUGGUUUGAGCGUGAGAACCUCUGCUUAGCAGAUGAUCAAGAUCUCCCAUCCCUGGAUGAAGAAGUGUUUGAAGACCCACUGCUGCCGCCAGGGGGAAGAAUUGUCAAACAGCAGCCCCUGGUGCGGGAGCUCACUUCUGAAGGCUGCCUUGUGGUAGAUGUCUGUGUCAGUGAGGAAGAAAGUGGAGUAGCAAAGCUGGAUCCUCAGCUAUGGCCACAGGGAGAGCUAAUGGCUCAGACCUUGCAAACCAUGGUGCUACCAGAAGAACAGGUCCCUGCAGCUCAUGUGGUAGAACCUGUCCUUCUUCCAGAUGGCAGUGGGGCAGCUACCCAGCUGACCAUUGCAGAGGACAGUGAGGCUUGCCCACUGCUGGGGGUCCAGAGGAAGAGCAUCCUUUGCCUCCCCAUGGACUCAGGUGACUUGCCUCUCUGUAGCACUCCAAUGAUGUCACCUGACCAAGGCGAUGCAAGAGAGCAGCUAGAAAGCCUGAUGCUCUCGGUGCUGCAGCAGAGUCUGAGCGGACAGGCCCAGGAGAGCUGGCCGAGGCCCAAGGUGGUCCUCAAGGACUGCACGCCCUCUGAGGAGGAGCAGCGGCAGUCGGUGCAAUCAGACCAGGGCUACAUCUCCAGAAGCUCCCCACAGCCUCCUGACUGGCUCACAGAGGAGGAAGAGCUAGAACAGGGUGAGUCAGUUGAGUCUCUCUCUCCUGAGGAACUACAGAGCCUGAGGAGCCUCCAGAGGCAGCUGUUUUUCUGGGAGCUUGAGAAGAACCCUGGCUGGGACAGCUUGGAGCCACGGAGACCAGCCACAGAAGAGCAGGCUCCCUCCUAGGCCUGAUCCUGCUACUUAAGAGGAUGUAUAUUGUACUGUGUGUGUAUGUGUGUGGGAAGUGCCCAGCCUGGAGAUGUGGACACCCAAGUCUGACAUAGUGUUGUAUACCUGAAGUCCUAGCACUUGGGGACUGAGACUUGAUGAUCUCUUGAACCCAGGGGUUCAGGAAACAUAGCAAGACCUCAGAGAAAUAAAUGCAGACAUCUUGGUUCUAAUCCCUAAAUACCCCCCUUUACCUGAUAUGAACAUCUAUCUGGUCAUCAUUGCACAAGAAUCCACAGCCUGUUCCCAGAGCUCACAGCCAAGUGUGUCACCCAUUCCUUGAACAUUUAUUCUGUACCUACUAUUCAUCAGGCAUUUGGAAUUCAAAAACAAGUUACAUGACACAGCCUUGGCCACUAAGAAGCUUAAAAUUCAGUAGGGAUGUAAAAGUAGCCAGGAUUCUCCCCUGGCUGCAGAAGAACCCCCAAGAGCCUGGGGAUAGGGUCUGGGCAAGAGGGGAGCUGCUUUCCUGGGAGGGGAGCAGACUGCAGAUUGAGUAUUAGGAAGGCGCCAGAGCUCAGGGUAGAGAGAGCUUUGUGGGGCUGGGGUGGGAACAGCUGGGGACUCCUUUCUUAAGUGGAUCUGUUGCUCUGUGGGAGAAGAAACUGUGUGCCAAAUAUACCCAGAAGUCUUCUCAGAACAGUUUUUUAGAAAGAGUCUGUAUAGAAAUGGGUAAUGCAAAACUUGAGAAGCAGGAAGAGGCGUGUGAAAUCCUGUGCUCACGUGCUGGCUGCCAGGCCGUGGGAGGGCUUCGGCAUGUGAUUCUUCAUGGGCUGCAGCCGCAAGAUCCCAGCAGGCUGGAAGUCUAAGAUCUCUCAGCUCUACCUCGGGGUACAGUGAUGGAGCUAAGACAGAUGUGAGGGUAGUGGGAGUGGGGGCCCUCCAAGGUCAGAGGAAAGUAUGUCACUGUAUAAUUACUUAUGAGGAGAGGUUGUUUAAAGUAGCUCCUGGGGCGCCCUCUUGGGGCAAACAGCAGCCUUGCAGCUUAGGUUCUAGAGAAUGCACAGGUCUGCACGCCCUGGCUACCCACUGCCAAUUGUCUAGACCUCAGUGAGAAAAGGACCAUGGAAUGCUGUGGGAAGAGCGAAUUCAGUGGUUGUGUGUGCAUAUAUGUGUGUGCGGACGGCAAUGAAGACUUAAUAAAGUUGCUGUGUUGGUAGGA